AUGGGCGAGAUGUCGAGGGAGGCAAAGAUUUCAAUCGUGGCAUCGUCGACGUUUCCAGGGUUUCGGUUCUCGCCGACCGACGAAGAGUUGGUAUCGUACUACCUCAAGAAGAAGCUUGAAGGCGCUGACAAGUGUGUCGAAGUGAUUUCGGAGGUUGAGAUUUGUAAAUACGAGCCCUGGGACUUGCCAGGUUGGACAAAGAUUUCCUCGUUUGUGCAUGCUUCAAACGCUUUACUGUGGAGGUUAAUAUCUAAUUUUCAUCUAUUGCCAGCCAAAUCAAUCUUUCAAUCAGAUAAUGAGUGGUUUUUCUUUUCUCCCCGUGGGAGGAAGUAUCCAAAUGGCUCACAAAGUAAGAGGGCAACUGAAUCUGGCUAUUGGAAGGCCACUGGGAAAGAAAGAAAUGUAAAAUCAGGUUCUCUUCUCAUCGGCACAAAAAGGACUCUGGUUUUUCACACAGGCCGUGCACCAAAAGGAGAGAGGACAGAGUGGAUAAUGCACGAAUACUGUAUGCAUGGAAAAACUCAGGUGAUUAGUAUCAUACUCUUCAUUAUAUUCUUGUAG
Messenger RNA from Thlaspi arvense, 561 nucleotides. The record is from the annotation of a GenBank genome assembly. NCBI's taxonomy places the organism in Eukaryota, Viridiplantae, Streptophyta, Magnoliopsida, Brassicales, Brassicaceae.